Spodoptera littoralis (African cotton leafworm) is the source of this 1275-nucleotide messenger RNA. The record is from the annotation of a GenBank genome assembly. Lineage: Eukaryota; Metazoa; Arthropoda; Insecta; Lepidoptera; Noctuidae.
AUGUUACGUGUAGGAUUGUUAGUAGUAGCCACAUGUGUCUCUCUGGCUGUAGCCAGGAGAUCACCCAACGCUGACACUGUGGAAAAAUGGGUAAAAGACGUAAACGCGCGUUUUUCGGACAAUGUACUCGAAGACGCACUUCUUGAUGUGCCAGAUCUCAUCAGAAAAUAUCGUUACCCAGUCGAAGUGCACUCAGUGACGACAGAAGAUGGCUACAUAUUGGAGAUGCACCGCAUUCCUCACGGCCGUGACGCUAACAAUGUACCGAAUCAAAGGAAACCUGUGGUGUUUCUUAUGCACGGAAUGCUUGUUUCAUCUGCUGACUAUGUUAUUUUCGGUCCAGGCCGAGCUUUGGCUUAUGUCCUUGCUGAGGAAGGAUACGACGUGUGGAUGGGCAACGCUCGCGGUAACUACUACUCUCGUAAGCAUGUCAGACUCAACCCUGACGCUUUACUGAGCACAGCAUUCUGGAAAUUCUCUUGGGAAGAAAUCGGCAGUAAGGACCUACCAGCCAUGAUUGACUAUGCAUUGGCUGUGUCUGGAGAAAAGGGGCUUCACUACAUCGGUCACUCGCAGGGCACGACGUCCUACUUUGUUUUCGGUGCCAUGCGACCGGAGUACAAUUCUAAAAUUAUCUCAAUGCACGCAAUGGCACCAGUAGCUUAUAUGGCUCACAACCAGAGCCCCAUUCUUAACUUCAUAUCACCACAUGCAAACAGAAUUGAAAGCCUUGCAUCGUUAAUCGGUAUUGGCGAGUUCCUGCCUAGCAAUGAGUUUACUCAACAACUUGGUUCCAAAUACUGUAACGACGAUGCUUUAACUCAACCUAUAUGUAGUGCUGUAAUCAUGAUAAUGGGAGGAUGGAACGUAGAGCAGCAUAAUGCGACCAUGUUGCCGGUCAUUAUGGGACACGCACCAGCUGGUAUAUCUGUGAGACAGCUGGCUCACUACGGCCAAGGAAUAGCUGCCGGUCAUUUCCGUCGCUACGACCAAGGAUCCCGAUUAGCAAACUACAGAGCUUAUGGAUCCUUCACGCCUCCGCCUUACGACUUAUCUAAAGUGACCGCUCCAGUGUUCCUUCAUUACUCCGAUAGUGAUCCUUUAGCACACGUCAACGAUGUUGACAGACUGUUCCGGGAACUUGCUAGACCUACUAAGCUUAGAGUACCCAUGGCCUCCUUCAGCCAUGUCGACUUCAACUACGGUAUCAACGCCAAAGAAUUAGUUUACGAUAGGAUAAUUAAUCUUAUUAAAGCUAUUGACGCUAGUGUUUAG